This is a messenger RNA of Hyalella azteca, 1755 nucleotides long. RefSeq lists its product as uncharacterized. The record is from RefSeq and is a predicted model, not a curated record. Bases 222 to 1178 code for a protein of 318 amino acids. The transcript has 6 exons. NCBI's taxonomy places the organism in Eukaryota, Metazoa, Arthropoda, Malacostraca, Amphipoda, Hyalellidae.
AUAAUCAACGUUCAAUAAUAUCGUUUGCUUUAAAUUGACCAGAAUAGACGAAUAGUUGAAUCAGAAUAGACUAAUAGUUGAAGCCCAUCAUUCGUUGAAGACAAACCAUCAUUUCUGGUGCAUUAAUAAAUCUGAUUCGUGCUCUCGAAAAAGAGUCAGCUAAAUAUUAUUAUAAGAAUUCAUAAUUUACCAUAAAUAUCUUGAAUUAUUUUUUUUGUAAAAUGUUCAAAGCUCAAAUCCAUCAAGCUCACUCACGGUUUUAUGGCAUGAAGUUUCUUCUCGUCAUCGCCGUUGUCUUGCUAGGGCUCUCAGCGUUGAUGUUCCAACACCGUUAUACAGAACCCGCUUCUGGCGUUCGACAGGAGAACCUCAGCUUGCAAGAAAAUCAGUUAAUUCAUCCUGCAUCGUUACAGAAAUUGCAACAUAAGAUUGGCAUCCUAGAACGUCGUCUGGCCCGCAUGUCGCACGCCAUCGAGAAACUUUGGUGCACCACGCAGGACGUGAUGAGCAACGGCGGAUUCUGCGUCACGGCGGAAAGAAUCUACACGGGCGGCAACAUAAUCUUCGAACCCGAGCUUUGCUACUUCGUGGAGGAGUUGGUGGGCAACGCCUCGGUGGCGGACUUCGGCGCGGGACUCGGCAAGUACGGCAUGUGCUUGCUGCGUAAGAACCAAACUGAUUUCCGUCUCGACGAAAAACAAAAGAAGCAAUACAACGAUGACAUGAAGUCAACCCUCAAGAGCCUCAAAGACAAGCCUCAGGUUGUGGCUUCUUGGCAUGGUUUCGACGGGGGCUUCGCCAUCGAGGAGGUGAGCGGCGGCUUCAUCGCGCACGCCGACCUCAGCGAGGAGGGCCUCUGGCUCGGCAGGAAGUGGGAUUGGGUGAUGAGCAUCGAGGUUGGGGAGCACAUCCCGAGCAACAGCGAGGCUUUCUUCCUCGACAACCUUGCACGCCACGCCUGUGCAGGGAUCGUGCUGACAUGGGCAGUGGAGGGCCAGGGUGGUCAUCAUCACGUCAACAACCACAACAACGACUACAUCAAGCAGAAGAUGCUGGACCGAGGCUUCGUCUCGGACGAAGAGGCGGAGAAGCGUAUGAAGGGACGUUUAACAGGUUACUUGGCCAACACGUCCAUGGUCUUCCGGCGCAAGAACCCCACGUCUUGCCUCAAUGAGUGAAAAGUUUACUGUUUGUUGCUUACGAUUGUUUUCGAAAUUCCUGUCGCCUUACUGAACAAGCGGUAAAAUAAGUUGCCACCUCACAGCAUAAACGUGUCUGCAAGACUAUCGACUUCGAUCAAACAAAGUGAAUAAAACUGAUUAAUAAAUAUGAGUUUGAGAAAUAUGAAACUUUAUUGAACGCCCGAUUUGAAUUAAAGGAUUCAAGCAAUGUAAGAUUGGCAACCAUAUUACUGCAAGACAUAACUUCACGUACGUCUUAACCAAGUUAACUAGAACGUCUCAUGCGUACCUGUGAAGCGCACUGGCUUGUCAGCCUGCAGAGCUAUUGCUAGAUACUAAUACGUAGUUCGUAUAUCGUAUUAGGUAAUUAGUGUUCACGAGGAUUAGUUGUAUUACUAUUAUCUUAGUGCAUUGUAAUGCGAUCAUUCCUAUGCUUUUUUUGUGUGAUUUUGUUAUUCUUUCAGUUCAGAGUGGAGUCACACUUCUCUUUAAUUUAUUUCGUCUUGCUUACGAUGGGAGGUGUCUCGGUAAUAUAUUCUUCAAUAAUUAUUCCUAAAUAAAAUUAUAGAGUGCU